AUGAGAGCAGUUCGAUUUCACGGAAGGGAGGACAUCAGGAUUGACGAAGUUGAAGAGCCAAUCUGCGGCAAUGGUCAAGUCAAGAUCCGACCUGCAUUUGUGGGCAUAUGUGGAAGUGAUAUACACGAAUACCUGGCUGGCCCUCUGGCAGUCCCUGUCACCCCACACGCAGUCACAGGGGAAAAACUGCCGACCACGCUGGGCCACGAGUUUAGCGGCACAAUCGAGGAGAUUGGAACCGGUGUUACAAGGUUGAAAGUCGGUGAUCGAGUAGCCGUCAAACCUAACCUGUCAGACGGGACAUGUAAGGCAGGAGGCCUGUCGGACCAUGUAGUCGUGGACACGAAACAUGCAAUCCCACUACCAGACUCCAUCCCCCUCGACAUCGGCGCAUUGGUGGAACCUCUCUCUGUAGCAUGGCACGCUGUCAGCCGCAGUCCUCUGCAGGAACAUGAUACGGUGCUCGUAGUCGGAACCGGGCCAAUCGGGCUUGCUAUUAUCCAAGUACUACGAGCCAAGGGUAUCAGCAAUAUCAUUGCAGUUGAGGUCUCCGAGAAACGACGAGAGUUUGCACUUAACCUGGGUGCGACAGAGGUCCUUAAUCCGCUUAAAGUGGAUGCUGUCGCACGGGUGCGUUCUAUUACUGGGGAUGCUGGUGGUGCUGCUAUUGCUUUUGAGUGUUCUGGAGUACAGGCUGGGCUUGAUACUGCCAUGAAGGGUCUCCGGGUACGCGGCACAACGGUUGUUGUCUCGCUGUGGGAGCACAAGCCGGUUAUUGAUGCUUUUGCUAUUGUGCUUGAUGAAAAGCACGUCACAGGGGCUGCUGUUUUCGAUGACGGUGAUUUUGAGGCUGUGAUUGAUGCUAUUGCUUCGGGUAAGAUCCAGCCGCGCUCCAUGAUUACUAGUAAGAUCCCAAUGGAGGACAUCACCGAGAAGGGAUUCAAGGCUCUCAUCGGCGAGAGAGAUAAACAUGUCAAGAUUCUGGUUGAAAUCUCUGCAUGA
Penicillium arizonense is the source of this 1002-nucleotide messenger RNA. RefSeq names its product 2,3-butanediol dehydrogenase. Gene Ontology annotation, biological process: butanediol biosynthetic process. Gene Ontology annotation, cellular component: cytoplasm. Gene Ontology annotation, molecular function: zinc ion binding; (R,R)-butanediol dehydrogenase activity. The coding region runs from base 1 to 1002 and encodes 333 amino acids. NCBI's taxonomy places the organism in Eukaryota, Fungi, Ascomycota, Eurotiomycetes, Eurotiales, Aspergillaceae. The record is from RefSeq and is a predicted model, not a curated record. The transcript is spliced from 6 exons.